Molecule: messenger RNA, 975 nt
Organism: Daldinia caldariorum
Lineage: Eukaryota; Fungi; Ascomycota; Sordariomycetes; Xylariales; Hypoxylaceae
Exons: 2
Coding region: 81-674 (197 amino acids)
Source: RefSeq, a predicted model, not a curated record
AUCCUCUACAAGAAUCCAAAGCCAUCCCCUCAUCUAUAUCUUCUCUAGCUCACCACCCAGCUACCAAUAAUCAAAUCAGAAUGCACUUCAUCAAGACUUCCAUUGCUCUCCUCGGAGCCCUUGCCUCCACCGCAGCAGCCCUCCCCGUUCAGGAGAACUCAGUCGCGGCCCGUGAGCCUUCCAAGCAAAAGUACGACACCUACGAUGCUGCCCUAGCCGUAGAGAAGCGAGAGCCCUCUAAGCAGAAGUACGAUACGUACGAUGCUGCCCUUGAGCACGACCACGACAAGCGCUCCAAGCAGAAGUAUGACACCUACGAUGCUGCUCUUGAGCACAACCACGACAAGCGCUCCAAGCAGAAGUACGAUACCUAUGACGCUGCUCUUGAGCACGACCACGAAAAGCGUUCGAAGCAGAAGUACGAUACCUACGAUGCUGCUCUUGAGCACGACAAGCGCUCCAAGCAGAAGUACGAUACGUACGAUGCUGCUAUCGAACACGAGCAUGAGCAUGACAAGCGCUCCAAGCAAAAGUACGACACUUAUGAUGCUGCCUUAACCGCUGAGAAGCGAUCUAAGCAGAAGUAUGACACUUACGACGCUGCUUUGGAAACUGAGAAGCGUGAGCCUUCUAAGCAGAAGUACGACACAUACGAUGCUGCUCAGCAGGCGUAAGCGAAGAAUAACCCCGUAGUUAUCGUGUAGAUUAGGCUGUUGCUACUUCUGUCGAUCUUCGCACGAUAAGCUUCUAGGGAACCCGGCAGAGUAGCUAUGCGCUGAGGGGGCAUUGGCUUUGGUUACGAGCUAGGGUAUUCAAGUAUUAGGGAUCUUGAGAGGGAAUGCUGGGUAGGACAAGCAGAGAGGUCGCACGAGUUCGAAGUCUCCUAGGGACACUCACUCAUUUGAGUAGUAUGUAUCGAGUAAGUUAUUACUUUGUAGAUACGAAUGACGAAUGACGAAUGAAAAUUGAGUUACU